Molecule: messenger RNA, 1015 nt
Organism: Papaver somniferum (opium poppy)
Lineage: Eukaryota; Viridiplantae; Streptophyta; Magnoliopsida; Ranunculales; Papaveraceae
Product: protein LURP-one-related 10-like
Exons: 3
Coding region: 26-694 (222 amino acids)
Source: RefSeq, a predicted model, not a curated record
UGGCUCUAAAGUCCCACCACCACCAAUGGAAAGCAAUACAACAUUGCCAAACAGUUCUGUGGUUGUUAUCUCGCCUCAAUACUGCACACCAUAUCAAGUAGAUCUCUAUAUUGCCAAGACAGUUAAAAAAAUAACAGAAGGUAGGCACUUAGGAGUUUUUGAUAUCAAUGGCAAUAACAUCUUCAAAGUUAAAACCAAUGGCUUUUUCAGCAGUCGACUUACCAUUGUAGAUGCUGCCGGAGUUCCAAUUGUAUCUCUGAAACCAGUGUCUUUUUCUCUACUAGGUACGUGGAAAGUAUAUAGAGGAGAUAGCACAGACUCAAAAGAUCUGUUGUUUACUGUAAGGGAAUCUAAGUUUUUCCAACUCAAGACUAACUUGGAUGUGUUCUUAGCAUCUAACACAGCUGAGAAUGUCUGUGAUUUUAAGAUCAAGCAAAGAGAUAGGAAAAAAACUUGUUUUAUAUAUCGAGGGAAUUCGGAUAACAUCAUUUCCGAGAUGCAUAAAAAUAAGGCUGUCCGAGAUAAAGUUCGUGGGAAGGACACAUACUCAGUCAAUGUCAAACCAAACGUUGAUUUUGCGUUUGUUAUUGCUAUGCGUGUGGUUCUUAAUGAGUUUAAUCAGCCUAUGAACACAGGCGGUGGUGGGGUUGAUGGUGGUGGCGGUGGCGGGGGUGGAUGUGGUGGUGGUGGCUGAUACGGAGUUGGUGUGGAUGUUAAGAAACUCAAUUAUGAUAUAUAUUUGUUUUUGAUGAGUCACUAAGGUUUUGGUGUUGAUAAAUUACAAACUCCGAUCAUCCGGUCCGAUGUAUUGUUGUAUAAGAGUGAUCCCUUGAAUGUGUAACGUACUUGUGUGUGUGUGUUGGUUAUGUGCACAUUUACCUUUGGUACCCAAAAUAUUAGUAUUAAGAACGAUGCUGUAAAUAUUUGAAGUAUUGUAUGGAUUUUCUGAAAUCCACUUGAAAUAUUUCUCUGUAGAAAGAUAAAUUUAAGUUCCAAUCGAAUUAAUGUUCCCUGA